CGUUUCGAAGUCAUAUGUAUUUUCUCGUCACAAUUUUUUGUUCUUCCGAUUAAACGUUUCCUGAAAAAUUGCCCUGUUCGUCUAAAUUCAUCCAUCAGGGUCUUCGUACCGAAUAUAACCGAAAUGGUCAACUUCAGCAUACCUUCGACGAAUUUAUCUUCGGGCCGAAUCCCUCACAGGAGGGAAGAAGCCCAAGCCAACAUUGAAAAGAUGGAGACGGAUUUCUUCACCUCCUUCGGCUUUGAUCUGGCGGAAAUAAAGAGCGAACGAGACACGAAGUCCCACAAGUCGGCAAGUCAGGUCAGGACCGAUGCAGAAGAAGUAGCCGAUGCCGAGGAGAAAGAAGAAAUGCCUGAGAAGGCCUUCUUGACGGACACGUCUGCCGACAAGUUGGAAGAGCAGACCUACAGGACGGAUGAGUCGGCAGAAAAGGUGAACCGGUCGGCCGACAGGACCGACGCAUCGGUCAUUUCGUUAGAAAAGGAUGUUGAGUGGAAAUGCAUCUGCGAUCACACGAAAAACGCAAGGAUUUCCGACUUGUUCAGAAAAUUUGACGCAUUCAAAGAAGUCGGCGACACUCGCAUGAACAUUUGGAACGUCAGAAAAAGGCAGUACAUAUCAAAGUUUGGCCCUAGGCUUAAAGAUGAGAUUAGACGUACUGUACUACCACUUCCAGCCGAGCCAGUUAAAGAAAGGGAAAUCAAUGAAGAUACAAUCUGGCUUUCAGAUAUUGACAGACAACUUCUUCGGUUCAUCCAUAAGCCACCAAUAAGCAGGUUGAAAACCUUCAACAUGAAUAAAAUACCCGGAAAAGCGCAGCAUUCUAAUACUGAGAAAGAUGUUGAGGAACAAGCAGUCAUGGAAAGGUUUGAUCAUGUUCUUAAAUCAGCCAUAAAACGAGCUGAUCUUAUAUUUACUCAUGCUUUGAAAGAGCACUUAGUCAAACUGAGAAAUCUGGAGAGGCAAAAGUAUGAUACAAAACUUUCAAUUGAAACAGAAAACAUGAAAAAGGAGUUUGAGAACCUCAUGGACAGGACGCUAUCAAAGUUUAAAGACGAAUUAGAUAAACAGCACAGCUUAGAAAUUCAAAACCUCAAAAAUUCAAUGUCAUGCGAGCUUAAAAAUGCAGUAAAACAAAAAGAAGAAGAUAUUAAAAAAUUGUACGCUUUCGAUGCUGAAAUGAAAAUUUUGGAUAGUGUUGAAAAAGCGCAAGGAAAAAUGAGGGAUUUCCACCGCAGAUGUUGCCAAUGGAUGAGAAAAUUUCAAUCCCAGAUGAAAGCGGAAGAAAAAUACAAAGGGCACCUUACUAAUACAGCUUACACAAAGAAAACCUAUGAUCUUCUCAUAAAGCUUAAGAAACAGCAUAGAAAAAAUCUCUUGUCUUUGGAAAUGAAACAUCAAAAGAGAGAAAAAUCGCUCUUGACAAUCUUAGUCAACUUGAUGUGUGAUCUCGAUGAAUCAAACCAUUUGAAUGCAAUGCUAAACAAGGAGAAAACAGUGGGAAUGGAACUUAUUAAGGAAAUUAUGAGAGAAUACCAGAAAUUCAUCUCUUACACCCUAAAAGAAGAACCGGGUCAGGGUGAAUAUCUCUUAAGUUACCAACGAAUGUUCCAACUCCAAAUGGAUGAGAUAUUACAGGGAGAGGACCGAAACUCUGAAGCUUCCUCAGAAGAUGACGGAAAUCUUCUUUUGUCUAAGCUCAAAGUCAAGAUGGAUCAAAAGCAACGACCGCCUUCACAGAAGAGCUCGAGCGAUGAUGAUGCUUUGCUCAUCAACCGACCAGAUUUUACCGAAAGUUUUGUGAAAUUUAAAUCAGUUCAAAAGAUUGUCAAAGAAGCUGUUGACAAAGCCUUGGCGACGCCUAUGGACUCUGAAACUGAAAUUGGAAAACUGCUACAAACGAAAGACAAAGUUAAAGACCGUUUUGAAUGUACAUGCCCAGAAACGAACGAUCCUCCGCCUACGUACGAGUUCACAGAAGAUGAAUUGGACAGAAUCCCGUUCGGGGUGUCACUCGUAGGCCGCUACAUAUCAGCCCUUGAUUACCUGCUCAAAAAACGCGACUACAAGCCUGAUCAGCCAAUUGACAAACAAAAAUAUUUGUUAAAGAGGCAAAAGAAGAAAGCUAUAGAAAAGAAACUAGCUCAACAGAAAGAUGCUGAAGGUGAACUGAAAAUAGUCGGUAUGGCGCAAUCGAGCCACAACCUCACAUUUGAAGAGUUUAAAAAGAAAAGAAUUAAAUGUAUGGUUGAAGUGCUCAGAAAGCACCCAACUAUAGUGAAAAAAAUUCUCAUUUAAAAAAUAAAACCUUUUUAUGUCA
Molecule: messenger RNA, 2320 nt
Organism: Cimex lectularius (bed bug)
Lineage: Eukaryota; Metazoa; Arthropoda; Insecta; Hemiptera; Cimicidae
Exons: 7
Coding region: 124-2298 (724 amino acids)
Source: RefSeq, a predicted model, not a curated record